AUGGAGAAUAUCAACAAGAACUUUGUCAAACGUGUGCUGGCAGCAAGUCAGAGAAAUUCAGCCGUACGAAGAGCAAAUAGGCCUGGAUACCGUUUCUCUGUUGGCAUCAUGAAACGCCGAAUGAUCAAAAAUAUUUCCAGUGCCGCUGAAGGAAUGCAACGAUUUUUUUCAAGAUCGCCCUCUCCAGUGCCCCAACAACCAACACAAAGCUUGUCUGGCCAAGGAGAUGGCAAUGGCAUUAUUCCUUAUGACGAAGAGACAGAUGUAUUCAGCUACAUGAGUGCUGGAAACUCUGCUGAAUACUACAACAAUACGACUACUAUGGCUUCUGCUGCAGAUGCAGACACAAACAACAAUUGGUGGUUUGCAGUAGAAGAUGGACACAUCCGUCCUGACAACGAAGAAGAAGAACUGAACAGUGAUGACGACGACGAUGAAAUCAACUCGUACAUUAGCUUUAAUGAUACUGUCACCGCAGACGAUAAUUUGACUUUUGUCAAUGAGAUUAGUACUGCCAAUGACCCAGAUCAACAAUUGGUUGCCUCUACACCUGAUGUUGUCACCGCAGAUGAGAGCCUGUCUUUUGUCGAUGAGUUUGAUACUGCCAAUGACCAUAAUCAACAAUUGGCUCCAUCUACACCUGAUGCUGUUACCGCAGACGACAGCCUGUCCUGUGUCGAUGCGUUUGAUACUGCCAAUGGCCAAAGCCAACACUUGGUUGUGCCUACACCUGAUGCUAGCAACACCCAAGACCGUGUCUCUGCUGCUUUUACCUGGCUUGCCAACCUUGAUCCUGAAAACCUCACGCCUGCUGACAUUGAACAACUGUUAUUGACCCAAACAAAUGAGUUGGUCUUUGGAAACCUUGCAAGAGCAUCCGCUGAUGCAGAUGGCAACUCUUUAUCAAGUCCAUUGGCUGAGACUACUGAAGCCGUACCAGAGACCACACAUGAAAUUCUACAAGAUCAAAUCCCAUUUCAAGAAACCACAGAUAAAGUACAGCAUGACGAUGUGUCUGGUGAAGAAACUACACAUGAAAUGCUACAUGGUGAUGUCUCUCGUACAGCAACUGCAGAUGAAGUGCUACAUGGUGGUGUCUCUCUUGACGAAAUCACAAACGGCAUGCUAUAUGGCGAUGAUCCCAUCAAAAAAAUCACAGAUGAAAUGCUGCAUGGUGAUGCUUCUUUUCAAGAAUCUACCGAUGAAACAGCACAUGAUAAUGCCUCUCGAAAAGUAGUUACAGAUGAAAUGCCAUAUUCUGAUGUCUCUUGUGAAGAAACCACACAUAUGAUGCAACAUGGCGAUGUCUUUGAAGUGAUUACAGACAAAUUGGUAUAUGAUGGUGUCUCUCGUAAAGAAAUGACUGAUGAAAUGCCAUCUGGCGACAUCUCUCCUGAAGAAAUCACUGACGAGAUGCUAUAUGGCGAUAUUCCUCUUGAAGAAAUGACAGAAGAAGAGCACUCAAGCCCUGAAAGCAGUGAUGCAAGCCUCUCCUCUCCUCCAACCCAACAUCGCCUUGCCACUGUGAUUAAGGAAGAAGACAAUCAAACAUGGGUAAACCUCAACAACAGCCAAGACUAUGUCAAUACCGUCCAUUCUCUCAGAGUUUCCAGUAUACUCGGCAAAAGAAAGUUUGAGGAUGAACACGAUGACUUCACUCCUAAUAAGAAACAUCAUCCUAACAUUUUCUAA
Molecule: messenger RNA, 1692 nt
Organism: Mucor velutinosus
Lineage: Eukaryota; Fungi; Mucoromycota; Mucoromycetes; Mucorales; Mucoraceae
Exons: 2
Coding region: 1-1692 (563 amino acids)
Source: RefSeq, a predicted model, not a curated record